AAAGGGCAAAACACACACACAAAACCCACACCUUCAUACACCCACACAACACCAACAGAGAGAGGGAGGGGUGAGAGACGCGUUCGGUUCAUAUAGUUUCAAUUGUUUUUCAGAGAAACGAAAGGAUCGAAGCAAAAGAGAUGAGGGAGAUUAUAAGCAUACAUAUUGGGCAGGCUGGAAUUCAGGUGGGGAAUUCAUGUUGGGAACUCUAUUGUCUUGAGCAUGGAAUUCAACCCGAUGGGCAGAUGCCCAGUGAUGCCUCAGUGGGUGUUGGCCGCGACGCUUUCAAUACCUUCUUCAGUGAGACUGGAUCAGGCAAGCACGUCCCUAGGGCCAUAUUUGUCGAUUUGGAACCAACUGUUAUUGAUGAAGUAAGGACUGGGACUUACCGCCAACUCUUCCACCCCGAGCAGCUCAUUUCUGGGAAAGAAGAUGCUGCUAAUAAUUUUGCAAGAGGACACUAUACAGUCGGAAAGGAAAUUGUAGAUCUCUGCCUUGAUCGAGUAAGGAAAUUGGCCGAUAAUUGCACUGGUUUACAAGGAUUUUUGGUGUUCAAUGCUGUUGGUGGUGGUACUGGUUCUGGUUUGGGGUCCUUGCUGUUAGAACGGUUGUCUGUAGAUUAUGGAAAGAAGUCAAAGCUUGGAUUCACCAUCUAUCCUUCUCCGCAGGUUUCAACAGCAGUUGUCGAGCCUUACAAUAGUGUUCUCUCUACUCAUUCCCUCCUUGAACACACAGAUGUAUCUGUGCUCUUGGACAAUGAAGCUAUCUAUGACAUUUGCAGGAGAUCUCUAGACAUCGAGAGACCAACAUACACCAAUCUGAACAGAUUGAUAUCGCAAGUCAUAUCAUCUUUGACAACAUCAUUGAGAUUUGAUGGAGCCAUUAAUGUUGAUGUCACAGAGUUCCAGACUAACCUUGUACCAUAUCCCCGCAUUCAUUUCAUGCUUUCCUCAUAUGCUCCUGUUAUCUCAGCUGAAAAGGCAUAUCACGAGCAGAUCUCUAUCCCUGAGAUCACAAAUGCAGUUUUUGAGCCCUCAAGCAUGAUGGCCAAGUGUGAUCCCAGGCAUGGAAAAUACAUGGCCUGCUGCUUAAUGUACAGGGGAGAUGUUGUCCCCAAGGAUGUUAAUGCCGCUGUUGCUACUAUCAAAACAAAAAGGACUGUACAGUUUGUUGACUGGUGCCCAACAGGCUUCAAAUGUGGCAUUAACUAUCAGCCUCCGACAGUUGUACCGGGGGGUGAUCUUGCCAAGGUGCAGCGAGCAGUGUGCAUGAUCAGCAACAACACAGCAGUGGCUGAGGUGUUCUCACGCAUUGACCACAAAUUUGAUCUCAUGUAUUCGAAGAGGGCAUUCGUUCACUGGUAUGUUGGUGAAGGCAUGGAAGAAGGAGAGUUUUCUGAAGCUCGUGAAGAUCUGGCUGCUCUAGAGAAAGAUUACGAGGAGGUUGGUGCUGAAGGUGUAGAUGAUGAAGAGGGGGGAAGUGAAGAUUACUGAUGUUGUAGUUAUGCAAGACAAAGAGCCGUUCAUCCAUCUUCAACUAUCUCUCUUCCUUUUGCUGUGUAGUACAAAAGUAUACAUCUUCAUGUUGUGAAGUUGUCACAAUUGUCAUUAUGUUCUGCUUAUGUGUUUAGUUUUUGGUAUCAAUGAAGUGACAUUUUAAAAAAUCUGAAUGGUUUAUGGUUCUAUUUCGCAAAUAUCACGUUUCCUUAUUGUCA
Prunus persica (peach) is the source of this 1714-nucleotide messenger RNA. RefSeq names its product tubulin alpha-3 chain. Gene Ontology annotation, molecular function: GTP binding; structural constituent of cytoskeleton. The record is from RefSeq and is a predicted model, not a curated record. The coding region runs from base 141 to 1493 and encodes 450 amino acids. Gene Ontology annotation, cellular component: microtubule; cytoplasm. Lineage: Eukaryota; Viridiplantae; Streptophyta; Magnoliopsida; Rosales; Rosaceae. Gene Ontology annotation, biological process: mitotic cell cycle; microtubule cytoskeleton organization. The transcript is spliced from 5 exons.